CCCGCAGUUUCUACCCCCGUCCCCUGGAGCGGAUGUUCUCGCUGGCCCUGGAGGAGCCGCCCCUGCUGCGCUUCGCCAUCGCCUUCCCCCUGCUCUGCGCCCACUUCUCGCGCUGCCCACACCCCCUGUGCCCCGAGGAGUACCCCCAGUUGCAGGCUGUGGCUGUGGGGCAGUGCCACAAGUUCCUGGAGGAGCUGGCCCGGGUGGGCAGUGCCUGCGCCCUGGACGCCUGCGCCGAGCAGCACAACCUCAGCCAGCAG
Neopelma chrysocephalum (saffron-crested tyrant-manakin) is the source of this 260-nucleotide messenger RNA. RefSeq names its product nck-associated protein 1-like. NCBI's taxonomy places the organism in Eukaryota, Metazoa, Chordata, Aves, Passeriformes, Pipridae. The transcript has 2 exons. Gene Ontology annotation, cellular component: SCAR complex. Gene Ontology annotation, biological process: cell projection assembly; cell migration; cortical actin cytoskeleton organization. The record is from RefSeq and is a predicted model, not a curated record. The annotation marks the transcript as partial.